Messenger RNA from Penicillium bovifimosum, 1554 nucleotides. RefSeq names its product FMN-dependent alpha-hydroxy acid dehydrogenase. Gene Ontology annotation, molecular function: oxidoreductase activity; heme binding. Lineage: Eukaryota; Fungi; Ascomycota; Eurotiomycetes; Eurotiales; Aspergillaceae. The coding region runs from base 1 to 1554 and encodes 517 amino acids. The transcript is spliced from 4 exons. The record is from RefSeq and is a predicted model, not a curated record.
AUGGCGAAGGUAUUCGAUGCGACAGAAGGUAUUGCUUCUCCGCACUCUCCGUGGCCCCCCACGCGGGAUGUUUCGCUGAUUGAAGAAAUAGUCGCAAAACACAACACUCGUGAGAGCUGUUGGGUGAUUCUAUACGGCAAGGUCUACGAUGUCACCGACUUCCUGGGCAGCCACCCUGGCGGUGCGAUGAUCAUCCUGCAACUCGCGGGUCGGGAUGCCACGGAGGAGUACGAUCCAAUUCACCCGCCAGGCAUUCUGGAGGAGGAACUGAAGCCCGAGGCAUGUUUGGGAACGGUCGAUGUUAGCACAUUACCGAAGAAGGAGGCUCCCUCCGAUCCCCAGCACGAGGAUGAGGGACCACCGCCUAUGGAGAACCUACUCAACUUGGAUGAGAUUGAAGAAGUGGCUACUAAGCAAAUAAGCAAGAAGGCUUGGGCAUACUACUACUCCGCAUCCGACGACAAAGCCAGCAAGCACUUCAACACUCAAGUUUACCGUUCCAUUCUCCUACGACCUCGGGUUUUUGUGGACUGCACAAACUGCGAUCUGGAUACAGAGGUGCUCGGCCAUAAAAUACAGACGCCCAUCUAUGUCGCUCCAGCAGCCAUGGCACGUCUAGGCCACCCGUCCGGUGAGGCCGGCAUUGCAGAAGCAUGCCGUAGCUUCGGGGCUGUGCAGAUCAUUUCCAACAACGCUUCCAUGACCCCUGAGCAGAUCGUGAAAGAUGCCGCACCAGAUCAGGUCUUUGGUUGGCAGCUUUAUGUGCAAGUUGACCGCAAGAAGAGCGAGGCGAUGCUUGCCCGCAUCAACAAGCUCAAAGCGAUCAAGUUCAUUGUUCUCACUCUCGACGCCCCGGUUCCAGGGAAACGAGAGGAUGACGAGCGUAUGGGCAUGACCGGACGGACGGCCGCUGUAACAAGCGGCGUGAAAGCCGCCGAGCGCUCAGCAGACGACACGCCCAACCCUACCGAAGGGUCUGGCGGUGUCGGCCAGCAAUUGUUCGCAGGCACCGACCCCUCCUUGACGUGGACGAAGACUUUGGCUUGGCUCACUACACAGACGGAUUUGCCGAUUGUCUUGAAGGGUCUGCAGACCCACGAAGAUGCAUAUCUCGCCUCGCUGCACGCACCUCAGGUCAGGGGUAUUAUCCUCUCUAAUCACGGAGGACGUGCCAUGGACACUGCUCCGCCGGCCGUUCAUACUCUCUUGGAGAUUCGGAAAUACUGCCCGGAGGUCUUUGACAAGAUCGAGGUGUACGUGGAUGGAGGUAUCCGUCGCGGCACAGAUGCGGUCAAGGCACUCUGCUUGGGUGCAAAGGCAGUUGGCCUGGGACGUCCGGCUCUGUGGGGCUUAGCAGCGGGUGGAGUUGAGGGUGUUCGUCGAACCUUGCAGAUCCUGAACGACGAAAUGAAGACAUGUAUGCGACUGCUUGGAGUGGAGCGGGUUGAACAAUUGGGGCUCCAACAUAUCAACACCCGCGUUACGGAACAACAGAUCUACGAUGGUCCUGGCGGUCUUGAACCUUUACGGCGCGCAUUCCGGGCGAGACUUUAG